This is a messenger RNA of Neodiprion fabricii, 1276 nucleotides long. RefSeq names its product glycolipid transfer protein. Bases 383 to 1039 code for a protein of 218 amino acids. Gene Ontology annotation, cellular component: cytosol; membrane; cytoplasm. The transcript has 6 exons. Gene Ontology annotation, molecular function: ceramide 1-phosphate transfer activity; ceramide 1-phosphate binding. The record is from RefSeq and is a predicted model, not a curated record. NCBI's taxonomy places the organism in Eukaryota, Metazoa, Arthropoda, Insecta, Hymenoptera, Diprionidae. Gene Ontology annotation, biological process: ceramide transport; intermembrane lipid transfer.
AUCACUCAUUUUCUGCUCUAUUGAUUGGUCUAAUCAUUAAGCUUCGCUUGAUUUUAAAUGUAUAUCUGCCAUGUAGCAUAAUUACGCAAAACCUUAAUCUACGUCUAGUAUACGUAUAAAUUGAUAAGCGAGAGGAAAUACGAACCUUGAUAAAGCGGAACGAUUUUCAUCUAAUUUGCGAACGCGGGAAUAUCGAAUAUUUGAAAGCCUGUGAAUUGCUAAGCACGCCAAACAUGUGAUACGGGUCAUUUUCAACGGUGAAUUAAAACUGAAAUCCACGGUAACUUAUUGGCCGAGAUGAAAAAACUUUACGGAAAGUUGAUAUCUUUCGCAUUUUUUCAUCUCUAAGUCAAUCAAUCGCAGAGGACGAGGUAACAAAAACAUGGCUUCAUCGACCUCCGGGACUCAACAACGCACCACUGACGCCACAGCCGACGAUAAUUUCAUUAAAUUCCCUCCCGUUAUCGACGGGAAAAUAAACACCGCGGAGUUCUUAGCUGCUGCGCAGGGUGUUGUGCGAAUCGUCGAUAAAUUUGGAAAGCUCUUUGCACCGGUCAAAUAUGACAUGCAGGGAAACAUUGACAAAUUGAACACAAAGUAUGUGGCUGACAAAGAGAAACACUCGACGUUGCAUGACAUGAUCUUGUUGGAAAAAAUUUCAGGGAAAACUAUAAUCGCCACAGAUGCUCUCCUCUGGCUGCGAAGAGGCCUCCACAUGAUCCAGGUGUUCUUUGAGAAGAUUAUUGAGGAUCACAAAACUGGAAAAGCUAGCGAUGAUCUGGUUGCACUUCUGAAAAAAGCUUACAAAGAAGCCCUGGAACCAUAUCACGGAUGGAUGGCACAGCAGCUGUUUGGACUGUUAUCAAGGACGGUACCGACACGAUCCCAACUACUGCACGCCCUUGCUAAUGAGCAAAGGAAUAAAGAUGACUUGAUAAUACAAGAGCUAGACGUGUUUUUGGUCAUUUUGAAAGAAAAUUUGCAAAAUCUGCUCACCUUUUACAUCGAGCACAACCUAGAAAAUGGUGCAAAAGUAUAACCAACAGUUACUUCAGUAAAUUUCAUGGCGAGCUUGAAAAAUACUUUAAUUUUUUCUUUGUGAACGCCAAGCUUGAUUUAACCAUGUUUGGUAGAUAACAUAUUAUUAUCAAGAUAUUUGAAAAUACUUUUCAAGAUUUAUCUAUUUCGGAACUUAAUCAGGAGCCUUGAAUAUAGGCUCAGAAGCAAACUGAUGAUACGUGGAUUUGAAACUUGAUCUACAAGUUUUUCCAUGUGC